Molecule: messenger RNA, 1167 nt
Organism: Macrosiphum euphorbiae (potato aphid)
Lineage: Eukaryota; Metazoa; Arthropoda; Insecta; Hemiptera; Aphididae
Source: the annotation of a GenBank genome assembly
AUGUCCGUUACCGGAAAUAAUCUAUUCAUGUUGGAGGUGAUCGUGUACCGCGUCACGUUGACGGAUCAGAUCCAGAUACACAACACGUGUCCGGUGUGUGUGUGCUUCCGGUUCCCGGGACUGGUCGAAUUGGCGAUAUGCGAGGGCGGCUUUUGCGCCGACGGUAAGGUCGGUGGGGGCGAAAUCCUGAUGACCAACGGCAAGUCGUGCUUGUUGACGGUCAGCACGGCGGACCUUUGCCGGACAGCCCGCGACUUUUGCGCGAUCAUCAGCGUGAACAGGCGAGUGCUCGGCGAACAGCAAAUGCGAUAUGUCGCUCAGACGAAGCUCGAGUUCGACCGGACAUUCGUCGAUGUCAUACUGAACCCCAUCCAGGAUCAGAGGUCCCGAAAACUGAAAAAGGUUUUGCCGCUCUACGAUAAUGGCCGUCAGCAUCCCGUGGGCACCGUAGAAGUCUUCGUCCGUUUGACUUCGCAAGGGGAUUUAGUGGUCACUCAUUUCAACCGGGCACCGGAUAGCGAUAAAUAUCAGUACAAAGCAAUAAACGAAUUCGUUCCUACACAAUCGACGAUGGAUUGUACUGAAAGAAUAAUGCUUAACCCCAAGAAAAUAUGCAAACACAAAACUUCGUGUAGGAACAAACGACCAAAGGUCAAGCAAGAUCCCGACAGCUAUUGCGGCUCGGAAAUGAAACGGGCCAACUGCGUUAUGACGAUGAUGGAAAAGUUGACAGCCUUAUACAAAGAGGUGAAGACGAUUUCACAGCCGCAGGGCGGCGAGGUUGACGCUGACGGAGAUCAACAGGGCAAACCGUGCAUGUUCGACCUGAACUGUCCGGCCUCCCGUUGCCCUUUCAGGACGGGACAAGCGGCGAACGCUUUCGUCGGCCACUUGAUCGACGGCACCCGACCAGGGAACGUUGGGUCGUCGAAUAACCGGUUGAAGAACCACGAAAUCGUGGACGAUGCGGAUUUGUUCAUCCUGAACGUGGGUCGGGUGGACCCGUGCCGGGUGGUCGCCCCCCUGGUGUACAAGGACGGUUGCUCGCAGUGUUUUGAAACAGACUUUUCGACGGUACUGUUGCCGCCGCCGCCACCAGUUCAGAAAAAGAUAAAAAAAGGCAAGAAAUCGAAAAAUUCAAAAAAAGGCAAAAAGGCGAAGAAAUAA